AUGGUUUCACUUCCAAUGUUUCUCUUCAUGGAUGCUUUUGGUUUGUUCCGAAAUAUGUACCGAGCCAUCGAUGGAUAUUAUCUGAUCCCCCAAUAUGUCGAGAGAUCACAACGAAACAAGCGUAGCAACCUCAUCCCGCUUACUCUUGGCCCAUUUGGUUCAGAUAUGGCAGAUGCUAUAUCGGGUCUCUUCCACCUCCGUGAACUAGAUUCUGGAACUGACGUCGUUAUUAAUGACCGCGGUAACCUCGACUUUAAUAUUGUCGAGCUUGGUCGAUAUGGAGAACAGAUGCUGCUUGACUCUAAACGCAUCCGAAACGAGCCCAACAAAACUCGACAGAACAGGGCAGCAAUUGCUCUAGGGAUCCAUGAGAAGUGGGAUCUCAUGGACAACCUAGAUGUAUUAUUCCCUGCUCUCGACCGGAUUCGGACUCGCCCAAUUGAUGCGGCACAUUCAGAAUACCAAGGAAUAGGAAAACUCCUUGUGGGUUUAAUUUUCAACGACGUCUUGUCGCCAAAAGGAGCAGACCUUGCGAACGAGGCAUUCCGAACAUUCCCCUUUCCUCCAACUUGGAGACGUAUCCCGGGCCCUAAGCGACAUUUGGAUUCUUACGGUAUGCAAGAAUGUGCUCGCAUUGUUGUGAUUCUCCCAGUACUCCUCCGAUGCUGGUUAAAGAGAGUCCAUAUCAAAGAGGCGGUUGCUGCCGCUAUGGAGUCUAUAGCCACCGACUACUUUGAUAUGGAUUCAUUCUCUGACCCAGCAUAUCGGUUUACUGCUGUCGAGUGGACAAUUGCUGCUGCAUGGGCCUUUACACGAUCUCUGCUCUUCGUCUCUGGGCCGUACUCCUCUGAUAGGCAAAGAGAAUUCCAACAAGCUGUCUACCGUGGCCGGAGAGCCGUCCAAUUUCUUCUUACCGCAUGCUCCCACGCAACCAGGCUGAAAAAUGUUGGUAGAAAUCCCAGGAGACCAAAUACCCGUACAAGCCAGAUCCAUGAGCUGGAGGUUCUAGCACCAUCAGAGGCAAACUUCAGUCAGGUCUCCGCCAUAAAUACUGUCGCACGCGUUACCAAUAUUGCCAAUAGCUCUGUAGCCCCAGUUAGCAAGACCGACAAGGUCAAGUAUUAUGAAGACAAGAAGAAGCUACCGAAUAUGCACGCAGGGCUCCAUCACGCCGAGGUAGCAGAAGAAUAUGGUGGAUGCCGAAUGGUGUUUACCUUGCAAGGCGAAGACAAGCACAAGGAAUAUAAACUCGAUAUAACUUCAACCAACUUCCAGAAUGCCGCCGCAACAUUGAUACACCGCCAGAAUUACCGCAUGACGGUUAGCCUGGGGUUUGAGGGCUGUUUUGCCGACAAGCAUCCACAGCUACACAAAACAUUUACUGCGAUCAAGGAUAAAUGCCCCGAUCUCGCCAGAAAUCUCCAUCCAAGAUCCCGAGAGCCUCUAGAAAUUGAAGAAGACGAUAUAUCUGAGCUCCGGAUAGCAGCUGAUGCAAAUCACCUUGCACCUCUCGCCCUGCACCGGCUCAAGCGGCCGCUAAAAAACGAUCUCACCACUGGAUUCCUAGGCAUCGUGAAGCCUCAGUUGCUUGACCGAGAGCAUGAAUUUAUUAUCGGAUUGGACGCGGCGUACAGGAAUGACUGCGCUAUGCCGGGGUUUGCAGCCUCGAGCAAGUGCCACCUCCAGUGGUGCCACAAAGUCGCAUUCACAAACCAGAAAGAUCGAAGGUUCUGCUUCUCAGUUGGUGAUUUCAUCUCGGUAGAAUACGGACCCGCCCAUGAUUUA
This is a messenger RNA of Clonostachys byssicola, 1785 nucleotides long. Lineage: Eukaryota; Fungi; Ascomycota; Sordariomycetes; Hypocreales; Bionectriaceae. The record is from the annotation of a GenBank genome assembly.